GAGUUAGGGGGAAGGAAGAAAGUAAGGGUUCUGGGGAAGGGCGGGGAGGAACCUCGUCCUUCAAGAGCGCACGGCAAGAUGAAUUUCUUUCGCGGGGUGAUGGGGGGUCAGAGCACGGGACCCCAGCCCUCGGGGGCAGAGACGAUACAAAAGCUUUGUGACCGAGUAGCUUCAUCAACUCUUCUGGAUGAUCGAAGGGAUGCUGUCCGUGCUCUCAAAUCAUUAUCUAAGAAAUAUCGUUUGGAAGUAGGUAUCCAAGCUAUGGAACAUCUGAUCCAUGUUUUGCAGACAGACCGUUCAGAUUCUGAAAUAAUAGGUUAUACUUUGGACACACUCUACAACAUAAUGUCUAAUGAUGUAGAAGAAGAAGAGCAAGAAGACAAUUCUUCAAAACAAAGUGAUGAUUUGGGAGGCCAAUUUACAGAAAUUUUCAUUAAACAACAAGAAAAUGUUACACUCCUUUUAUCCCUCUUAGAGGAGUUUGAUUUCCAUGUUCGUUGGCCUGGAGUGAAGCUUCUUACCACACUUUUAAAACAACAGGGGCCACAGGUGCAGCAGAUUAUUCUUGUCAGUCCUAUGGGUGUUUCAAGAUUAAUGGAUUUGCUUGCUGAUUCCAGGGAAGUUAUACGUAAUGACGGUGUCUUAUUACUGCAGGCAUUGACAAGAAGCAAUGCAGCAAUCCAGAAAAUUGUUGCUUUUGAAAAUGCUUUUGAGAGGUUACUGGACAUCAUCACAGAGGAGGGAAACAGUGAUGGAGGUAUAGUAGUUGAAGAUUGUCUCCUCCUGCUUCAAAAUUUGUUAAAGAACAAUAAUUCCAAUCAGAAUUUUUUCAAAGAAGGUUCAUACAUUCAGCGUAUGAAACCUUGGUUUGAGGUUGGUGAUGACAAUUCUGGCUGGUCUGCACAGAAAGUGACUAAUCUUCAUCUGAUGCUUCAGCUUGUUCGUGUUCUGGUAUCACCUACAAAUCCUCCAGGUGCUACCAGCAGCUGCCAGAAGGCAAUGUAUCACUGUGGAUUGUUGCAACAACUUUGUAUUAUCUUAAUGGCUACUGGUGUUCCUGCUGAUAUUCUGACUGAGACCAUUAACACUGUAUCAGAAGUUAUUCGAGGCUGCCAAGUAAACCAGGACUACUUUGCAUCUGUCAAUGCUCCUUCAAACCCACCACGACCUGCAAUUGUUGUGCUUCUGAUGUCCAUGGUUAACGAAAGGCAGCCAUUUGUUUUGCGUUGUGCUGUUCUCUACUGUUUCCAGUGUUUCUUGUAUAAAAAUCAGAAAGGACAAGGGGAAAUUGUGGCAACGCUUCUGCCUUCUACUAUUGAUGCUACAGGUGUUUCAGUCUCUGCUGGUCAACUAUUAUGUGGAGGCCUCUUUUCCACCGACUCCCUUUCAAAUUGGUGUGCUGCUGUGGCCUUGGCCCAUGCAUUGCAAGAAAAUUCUACUCAGAAGGAGCAGCUGCUGCGGGUUCAGCUUGCCACAAGUAUCGGCAACCCUCCGGUGUCUUUGCUGCAGCAGUGCACUAACAUCCUCUCUCAGGGUGAUAAGAUCGACAGACGGGGGAGCAAAGUACAAACAAGAGUUGGGUUAUUGAUGUUGCUCUGUACCUGGUUAAGCAAUUGUCCUAUUGCUGUCACACACUUUCUUCACAAUUCAGCAAAUAUUCCAUUUCUUACAGCACAAAUAGCAGAAAAUCUUGGCGAAGAGGAGCAGUUGGUUCAAGGCUUAUGUGCCCUCUUGUUGGGCAUUUCCAUUUAUUUCAAUGAUAAUUCACUUGAGAACUAUAUGAAAGAGAAAUUGAAACAACUUAUAGAGAAGAGAAUUGGCAAAGAGAACUUCAUAGAGAAGUUGGGUUUCAUUAGCAAGCAUGAACUGUACUCAAGAGCUGCCCAGAAACCACAGCCAAGUUUUUCUAGCCCAGAUCACAUGAUGUUUGAUCAUGAGUUUACAAAGUUAGUGAAAGAACUUGAAGGUGUCAUAACAAAGUCCAUUUAUAAAUCUAGUGAAGAGGAUAAAAAGGAAGAAGAGGUGAAGAAAACAUUGGAACAGCAUGACAGCAUUGUGACUCACUACAAAAAUGUGAUCCGAGAGCAGGAUUGCCAGCUUGAGGAAUUAAAACAACAGGUUUCUACCCUAAAAUGUCAAAAUGAACAAUUGCAGACAGCCGUCACACAGCAAGUAUCUCAGAUCCAGCAGCACAAGGAUCAGUAUAAUCUCCUCAAAGUACAGCUAGGAAAAGACAAUCAGCAUCAUAGUUCCCACAGUGAUGGAGCUCAGAUGAAUGGAAUUCAGCCAGAAGAAAUUAGUAAGUUGAGAGAAGAGAUAAAAGAACUAAAAAAUAAGCAAGAACUUCUACAAAGCCAAUUGAAUGAAAAGGACUCCUUGAUUGAAAAUUUGAAGGCUACACAGUUAACACCUGGGAAAGCAGAACAAUCUCUAGAGAUUUCUGUGGAUGGUGAUUCUGAACAGACUACAAAAUUGCAACGGGAAGUUGAAACACUCAGAGCUCAGCUAAAUUUACAGUCUGUGGAGGUCUCUAAAUUACAGAUGGAAAAGCAGGAGCUAUUACAGAAAACUGAAACAUUUGCUAAAUCUUUUACAGUAUCAGGAGACAAUGGAACUGUAACAACAGCAAAACCCACUGACAUUGAAGGAAGACUUUCUGCAUUGCUCCAAGAGACUAAAGAAUUAAAGAAUGAAGUUAAAGCCCUAUCUGAGGAAAAAGCUUCUAUAAAACAGCAGUUGGAUUCAUCAAACAGCACUAUUGCAAUCUUACAAAAUGAGAAAAGCAAACUGCAGGUGGGACUUGCCAAAUCUGCCAAAGAACAGGAUGACCUCUUGGUGCUGCUGGCUGAUCAAGAUCAGAAAAUAAUUUCAUUAAAAAGUAAACUCAAGGAACUUGGGCACCCGGUUGAAGAUGAAGAUGAAGAUGAACUUGGAUCUGGAGACCAGACUGGUAAUGAUGACAUUGAUGAUGAUGUUGAUGAUGAUGAUGACGAUGACGAUGAUGAUGACGACAACAGUGAUGAUGAAGAUGACCAUCAUAAUUCCAAUGCAUUAGUAGAGGGAUCAAUCUAAGCUUUAAAGUAUCUCUAAAAAUAAUAGAGAUUACUAUGUAAUUUUUAAGAUGGAGCCUCAAAGACAAUAUCUUGGUCUGUCUCCACACAUAAUAAUAAAAGAUUUUUAGGAAACAAAUGGAAAGCAUUCACUAAAAGACUAUUGCUAUGUUUCUGAAAUGAUGUCACCCAUGUUUGUUUGUUUUUUUGUUUUAAAGAAAAAGACCUAAUGGUGGGUAAAACACACUACUGUUUUAUUUAAGUUCUCCUGAACUCUUUAGAAGACGACCAUCUCUUAGCUUUAGAUACCAAAAGUGUACCGUUAAAAAAGCAUGAGGUAGUCAUACAAUUUGCCUUAGUUCCUUGGUCAUUUACUGAAGUCUCUGCAUCUAUCUUUUUAUUUUGAAAUUUGCGAUUUUUAAGUACUUAUAUAUUUGAUUUUAACACAUUGAAUUGGGCUCUUUGUUCUCCAUAGUCAACCUUGAUGAUAUUCUAAACCCAUGGGUUCUUUUAAGGGUUGAUGAGUAGGUUUAAGAGCAGGAGCAGGAUAAUUUUGGGGAAAUGGCUGAUUCGUUGAUGAUGAUUCCCAAAAUAAAUAUAUUGAACAAGGUAAAGGGGAGUGCCUUUGCAGCUAGAGAUUGCAAAGAGACAGUGAGCUUGAUGCCCAAGGAUGCAGGGUCAUGUCUGCAGUAAGCUGCAGGGGUACUGAAGCAUAUGGUUUGGGAAGCAGAACAACUCAGUUAAAAACAACUCCUAAUAAUUCUUACAGGCAAGCUGACAUGUUAGCUGGUUAUCAUAACCAGUUCCAUGUUCUUGAGUCAAAAAAAAUAAAAUAAACCAACACCCACUAUUCUGAUUGAUAUAAUUUUAAUUUAUUGGCUUUUGUACAAGGAAGCACCUUGAGGGCAGGGACUGGGUCUUACUCUUCUUGCUAUCUCCUAGCACCUCAGCCAGUGCCUUGCACUGAAUAGACAAUUGAGGGAUGCUUGUUGAAUUGAAUUAAUGUUGAAAUAGGUUUGACCAGUAUAAAAGAUUUAAAAAGAGUGCAAUAAAAGAUGUCAAUCUCAUGUUUUGGUAAUAAAAAUAGAUAUUAUAUUCACUUUUAA
Molecule: messenger RNA, 4156 nt
Organism: Antechinus flavipes (yellow-footed antechinus)
Lineage: Eukaryota; Metazoa; Chordata; Mammalia; Dasyuromorphia; Dasyuridae
Gene: USO1
Product: USO1 vesicle transport factor
Exons: 25
Coding region: 79-3072 (997 amino acids)
Biological process (GO): transcytosis; vesicle fusion with Golgi apparatus; intracellular protein transport
Cellular component (GO): Golgi membrane; cytoplasm; ER to Golgi transport vesicle membrane
Molecular function (GO): protein binding
Source: RefSeq, a predicted model, not a curated record